This is a messenger RNA of Scylla paramamosain (green mud crab), 5162 nucleotides long. RefSeq lists its product as uncharacterized. Gene Ontology annotation, cellular component: external side of plasma membrane; signaling receptor complex. The transcript is spliced from 18 exons. The record is from RefSeq and is a predicted model, not a curated record. The coding region runs from base 610 to 2061 and encodes 483 amino acids. NCBI's taxonomy places the organism in Eukaryota, Metazoa, Arthropoda, Malacostraca, Decapoda, Portunidae. Gene Ontology annotation, biological process: nervous system development. Gene Ontology annotation, molecular function: signaling receptor activity.
GUGGUGGUUUCGGUGGUUCAGGGGAGCGAGUUACCGGAUCGAGAAUGUUGUGACUCCGCGCCGCCGCCUCCACCUCACUACCUCACCGUCACUUCCACCUCCACCACGCCCACCCCGCCCGCGCCCACGCAUGGAGGUUUGGUCGGACCGCCGGAGGAGCAGGAGUCCCUCAACUGCCUGUUUGCGAAGGAGCUUUGUGAUAAGGACGCUAACUGCUCAGCGCUCCUUAAGGUCAUCCCAGUCCUGUGUGGCCCCGAGCUAGUGGCGUGCUCGACGGUGACUGUGACGCGUUGUGAGGCAGCCCUCCGUACCCUCGCUCUUUUCCCUUGGUUCUCCCCCAACUGCGUGUGUCGCCAGGAGCCUCGUCUAGCGCCGCAGUGCAAUGACUUCAGGGAUCUUCUCUUUGACCAUCCCUGCCUCUUCUUCUCCAGAAAAGAUGAAGAUUCGGUACCUUUACCUCACAUUCCGGCGUGUGGGCGAGCCUCGGACAUCUGCAGAGACACGCGUUGGUGCAGCUCCCUUCUAGACCGCUUCAGGGACGCGUGCAAAUUCAGGGACGGCCAUUGUCGAAAGCGAGACAGGGCGCGGUGUGUGGAGGCGUGGAGGCAGAUGAGAAACACGCCCCUGGUCGGCUGCAUCUGCCCUGACGGAGGAGAUAGAAAGUGUUCCCGUGUUUACUCAAUGUUCAAUCACAACCCUUGCCUUGGAGACGAGUACCCCGCAAGAGUGGCUGCAAUGUCCAGAGUCUCGCGGCGCUUAGACACCUCCUUGACGCGGCAGGUGCCCAUCCCGACCUCCGCCCCCUCGCUGCUCGUGGUGUCCGCCUCCCAGACCGACCCCCUGUACCCGCUCUCCACCAUCUAUCACUACCUCCAGCACGUGCCGCAGACUGGCGGGGACGACGGCAAGACCUCGGUGGGGCAGGCAGAUCUCCUCGAAGACACCUGUGACGUGGCCCUUGAACAUUGCUUGGAGGACGAGAACUGUGCGAGCUACAUGAAGCAGAUCCACAGCCAUUGCAAGGCGCACUGCCACCCCGAGGCGUGCCGCAACGCAAUUCACGACCUGUACAAGUCACUGAGGGAGAACAGCGGUGACCUUGCACUCGAGAUUUCCUUCUGUGUCUGCAGACUUCGCGAGGACAGAGAGACCAACGCAUGUCAACAAGCUCAGGAACGCCUCCACCCUUCCUGUGCCCUCAACGUGGAUUCCUUGCCCGUGUCCCAGUGCCACCACUUGGGCCAGGACUGCCGCACCGAUAGGGUCUGCAGGUACAGUCUUGAGCAGUACGAGGUCGGGUGCGCGUCUGACCUGCUCACGGGGGUUUGCGCAGGCAGUGUCGAGGAUUGCAGGCAGGGCGUGGUGGGCCUGCUGGGAACACGCCUACACACAGCCUGCGAGUGUAAGCAGGAGGGAGUGAGGGAGGUCAACCAAUGUCUGUCAUGGAAACGCCUUCUGUGGGGCAACCCGUGUGUAGUCGAGUCUCAGCUUAGUUACCUCAUGGAGAAGAGAAGAGAGAAGAAGGAGGAGGAGAUGAAGAGAAUGAAACAGCAAGAGAAGGCGGAAGCGGAGAGGGUGAAGGCGGAGGAACUGGAGGAGGAAGAGAAGAGGAGGAGAGGAGACAACAAACAAACCCUCAUUUUGCCGGACAAGCUAAACAGGAAGAAAGGAAGAGGAAGAGACAAAAUGGAAACAGUGGAGGCGCGGCUGCCCGGCGUGCUGAUCCAUCCCCUCCCCGAGGCGGAGGACGGCCACCGCAGCCCCAAACUGGGCGUGCUGGUGACCCUGGGGGAAGAAACCGACCCCUUCUCCCCUCCCCCGCCCCCUCCCCCGCCCCCAGACUCCCCUAUCACCCCUGUCACCACCACCACCACCAGCACCACCACCCCGCCACCCACUCCUCCUCCCACCACUACUACUACCACUACUACCACUACUACCACAACUCCCCCCGCCGACUACCACUACUACUACCAGUACGACGACGACUACGACCACCACAACUACUACUACGACGACUACUACUACUACUACCUCGCCCACCACGACGCUUCCAGAUAAAUAUUGUAAGAUUGUGAGGGAAUGGGAAUCUCGUCCGCGUAUUUUAGAAGUCGAAGAAAGCACAAGGUUGUACGUGAAGGGAGACAAGGACUGUACGGAGAUUUGCUUCUGUGAGAGCGACAAAUCUGUGAAGUGCAAGGUGCUGGGCUGCAUCGAGAACAAGCCCUGCGAGACCAGCUAUGCCGUGUAUAACCACAACGCCCCCGCAUACCAAUACAACAGGGGCCAGUGCAUCUGUUACUCCGGGGACUUCAUCUGCAUGAGGCCGCGGACGAAGGAUUACCAGCAGCAGCUUCCAAUGGGUCUCUUCCUUAUGGUGGGCUUCAGCAGGCAGGAGGAAGCCAUCCUGAGAGCUGAGACUAAUGGAGGAGUGUUGGAUGCCCUUUACCCGCUCCAGACGAUGUUCAGUACUCUGUCUUCUGAGAUGGGAGAGGAGUGUCGUCUAGACCUUCUCCAACACACCCAGGACAACUUGGUGCUUCAGGUUCGCCACGUGCAGCUCUCCUCAGGCAUUAGCGGCCAUAACUACAACCGCUACAUGCUGCAGGAGGAAGUGAACCGGUGCGAGAACCCACUGAACGAGCUGGUGGACAUGAUCAACAGGAGAGACCACAGAAUCCACCACCACGUGCGUCUCUCCCUCUUCGUCUUGGCUGAGCUGAUUGACACGCUCCCCAACCCACAGCAGUUCAACGCCGCCCCUGCGCCUCGUUUGGCUCCCGCGGACGGCUGGGUGUGGGCGUGGAGCGUGGGCGUGGCGAUGGUGCUGGCUGGGAGGGUCGUGGGCGGCCAUAGCGCUGGGUUCGGUAACUUGCAGGUGUUGGUGGAGAGUGUAGAGGAAGUUCUGGGAGGCUUCAGUCACGCGCUGAGAACAAAGGCGGCUCUCCCUUGGGCGUCCUGCAGAGCCUCGUGAUGGCGGGAAAGUUUCAGCUCAAGAUAGAUUUUUUUUACACCAUCACCUUCCCCUGAGUGGAAUGUGGGAGUCGCGUGUGGAUGUGUGGAGGGGACGCGGGUAGAGCGAGAGCGGUGCAGCGUGGAGUGGAGCGAGAGGAACUUGUAAGAAUGUGUAACUUUUCAGUCCGGCGGGUGAGUGAAAACAUGUAUAACUUUUGUUUCGAUGGCUCAGGAUGAUAAACGCGGAAAAUAAAUCGUGAGGGAGGAGAGACUGAUGUACGGCACGUGUGUGUGUGUGUGUGUGUGUGUGUGGGACCGUUACCCUGUCAAAGGUCCAUAUUCUGAACCACUUCUGUGCCGCACCUAUACUACUUUCAAAAGGCUCAAGUCGAAGUUACACAAGGUUUUAAGGGUGUUUUUAGUUUUAAUGACAGAUUAACAAGAUCGAAUUAUUAACAGGAGAAGCACUCUUGAAAACCCAGCUAAUCAUCUCUGAGGCCUUUGAGAGUAAUCGUUGUGCGGGAGAGCAGAGCGUUUCUGAAUACAGGCCUAACCACCGCGUCCCGAGUCGCAGUGCACCAACACACCCGCCAUGCAAGUAAAUAAAAGAUAAAGGUGGCGAGGCUGGUGUAGUGCUAGAGAUGUGUGAUGCUGUCCCGCGCUGUCCACACCAUAGAGGGCAGCACUUGGGCGUCAGGAAAUUGGUGUUUUCUUGCCCCCGGUAGCAAAUGUGGAGUCGAAAGAAGUGGAUGGAACAAUAAUGCUGGCAAUAAAUGGACGAAUGCUACAUGAUCUCACUUAUGUGUCAAAACAGAGCUCAGUAAGUCUAUAUAGAGGUUCAGGUCAGCCUAACGAUGGCGUAUAUUCUUUUAACUGUGUCGGUGUUGCAUUUGUGUCAGAUGUAAGCAAGGUGCAUCUUCAAAACUGCGUGUGUUAUGCCCCAGAGAGAAAGGAAGGAUGCACGUACUGGCUCUCCACUCGUUCAUAUAGCAAAGCCAUGUCGCGUAAAUAAGAAAGAAUGACCUAAUGACCCACGCGAUUCACACACGAGGGCGCUGAGCUGCACGUGUGAGUGAGUGGCUGGCGUGCGUCCGUCAGUGUUGCCGCUUGGACCUCUCCGCCAUACAACACUCAGCUAACGUUGUUGUCACACGAACAAAAUCUCAUCACUUUUCUCCCCCUUACCCCUUACAACCCUCCUCCGAAAAUGCAUAUAUAUAUUUUUAGGCGGUUUUGGAUCAGUAGUGUAUGACAUUUUGAAAUUCUUGAUAUAUAAAUCAUACUAAGGUUGGAUCGCGUCGGUGUGAAGGGUGAGGGGGAAGGCGCCGCCAGCCCGUCGAGUCCAGACAGCCGCGUGGUGCUGUCAUCAGGCGUACGGCGCCCAGCCAUGUACAAACCUCAUCUUACGCUUAUGCUUUGUCUGUCGUAUAGCCAACACUCACUCGGAACCCGUAAAUUAAGCGGUUAAAAAGAACAAGCAUACCGAACCAUUUAAGCUGUUGGAUGUGUAAUCGCUUGUCAAUCUCACUGAGUCUCCAUGAUUGUAUUCUGUCGUGUUCUGCUGUGGCCGACAUCCCUUCCUGUUAUGAUUAGGGGCACUGUGGCCCGCGUGGCUCCGCAGGGCCGCGCCAGGACUUCGUUAAGUUUUCAUCGAUUGUCUCUCGGCGUGUGUUAUCCAGCCUGACAGCAACAAAUCCCAAGGCUAUGAAAGAAUAUUGGAUUUUAUGUCAAAGUUUGCUUAUGUUGACAUAUUUGCUUGGAACGCUGACUCAUUAACGAACAUACCAAUUUGUGAACUAUUUGCAGUAGACUAACAAAAACAAUGAACACCAGUUUUAGUCAAACUUUUGUUUCCGUCAUUAGGUGACAGCAAGCAUUUGUUUUCAUGGAAUUUUUUGGCUGUGAAAUCCCACCCCCUCACCCUCCCUUUGGGCCACGCCUCUGCCGGCUGCCCCGCUCCCUGAGGCUUGCAACGUGGAGGCGUGGAGCGUGCUGGCGUGGAGGCGUGGAGCGUGCUGGUGUGGGCCCUAGCGAGGCGUCACCGUCUGGCCUCCAUGGUGCCGGGUGGUCCUCGGGGCCUCGUCGUCAGCCGGAGAAUGGUCGCAUGUCCUUCACACGCCCCGACAAUUUCACUCUGUGUACAUAGGUGUGCAUGUCAUGUUAUGUCCGUCAAAUAAUAUGUUUUACAAUAAAAACAAAGCAACUGC